CAACCAAACAGAAUACGAGAAGUUACAUAGAGUAAGCAACGAUGUACGCGAUCGUGUUUUCAGUUGUGGUAGCUUUGGCGGCGUUGGCGGCUGCCGAUGAUGGGUAUACUACGAAGUUCGACAAUGUGGAUAUUGACAACAUACUGCAGAAUGACCGUCUUCUCAAGAACUACUUCCACUGUUUGAUGGACAAGGGACCCUGCACAGCUGACGGCAAGGAGCUGAAGAAGAAUCUGCCAGAAGCGUUGGAGAAUGAAUGUUCAAAGUGUUCAGAAAAGCAGAGUGUGAACGCUGAGAAGGUUCUUAAGUUCAUAUACGAGAAGAAGCAAGACAUGUUCAAGGAGCUGGAGGCUAAAUACGACCCCGACAACAAGUACAGGAUGAAGUACAAGAAGAGGAUUGAGGCCGCUGGUGUCAAGGUUUGAUUUCGAUUUCCUCGCCAAAAUAUUGUGAAACAAAAAUGAAAAAAAACCAAAUAUUUCCAGUGACGUCACUGUAACUCUUCUAAAACCAAAUAAAGCUGCUUCAUACCUAAA
Macrosteles quadrilineatus (aster leafhopper) is the source of this 536-nucleotide messenger RNA. Its product is annotated as ejaculatory bulb-specific protein 3-like. Bases 42 to 425 code for a protein of 127 amino acids. Lineage: Eukaryota; Metazoa; Arthropoda; Insecta; Hemiptera; Cicadellidae. The transcript is spliced from 3 exons. The record is from RefSeq and is a predicted model, not a curated record.